This is a messenger RNA of Anopheles gambiae (African malaria mosquito), 896 nucleotides long. RefSeq lists its product as uncharacterized. Bases 137 to 589 code for a protein of 150 amino acids. The transcript is spliced from 2 exons. Lineage: Eukaryota; Metazoa; Arthropoda; Insecta; Diptera; Culicidae. The record is from RefSeq and is a predicted model, not a curated record.
GUCACAGCCACAGUCCCGUUCGUACGUGUCACCCGUUCGGUCCGACCAGGAGCCUCUUCCCCGCAGGGCUAAACCCAGUACCAGAUGCCGAUGUGUCCAUCCAUAGGAGCGUCCAGAUCGGUUAGGCCCUAAAAUCAUGCAGCUCGUACAGAUAGUGACCGUGUUCAGCUGUAUCGUUUUACAGCUUCAAUCAGUGGAAGGUCUACCGCCGUUUUUCGGGAGUUCAAUUUUCGGAGGGCGGGUGGAGAAACCACUGAUGGCACUAUCGCUAGAAUCUAGCGAGACGGCAGCAGCGCCGGCUUCCGACCAGCUUGAUGACGAUGAUUACGAUUAUGCUGAUGUCGAUGAUGGUGAUGAUGUCGAUGAUGGUGAUGAUGAUCGAAGGGAAGGGUUUUUCCCACUGACCAGCUAUCAGCUGAGGCAGCUAACCAGCUCCAGGCGGUUUUACGAUAUGGUGCUGGGCGUGCUGGGCGUGAUGGAGACCGAAGCGCGCCACCAGGUGCAACGUGCCCGGGACCGUAAGCAGGAAAUCGUGCGAUCAGCAAACGGUGGGGACGAUCGGCCGACGUCCGAAGAGCAGCCGGCGUAAUGUGUUGUCAAUUUUGUGCUGAUGAAAGGAAAACUAUACACUACCGAACUAACGAUAGGGAUGCCGUAUAAGUAAGGGAGAGAAGGAAAGCGAGAGAGACAGGGAGAGAGAGAGAGAGAGAGAGAGAGAUAGAGAUAAAGAGAGAGAAACAAACGAACAAUAUGAUCCACCAAACUGGAUCGGAGGGCAAUCCGCGUGAACCCGGGCGCGAGCCGCGCUGCAGUUGACAUUGAAUUCCAAUUGAAAUAAACUUGUACCUUAUUGACAAAAGGCCGUGACGGUGGUGAUGGAGGACCAACGCGAAAGA